AUUCCCGGCAGCUUAGCCUUGCCAAUCGAAUGCAAACAAUGUAUUUUGCUUAGUGUUUGCUAAUGCGCUUGGUUGCAAGUGAAAUCAUGCGAAGACCAGGAAGUCGGGGUUCCCACUUGACCUCCACUAUUUGACCCCUGCUCCCGAGCAGCCCUCUAAAGCACUUUUUGCCACUAGUGUCCAGGCCGAAGCUUUGGAGCUAAUUCCAAGCAAUAUAAAUCAAGUUGCAUACGCAAGUGCCAUAUAUUCAAUUUCCACUUGGGUCUGUGCUUGUUGGAGCGAGGUAGAGGGCCGCGAAGUGGCCGCGUGAGCCUGGAACCAUACUUUCUAUGCCGAAUACACGCGAUCAAGCUCUUUCCAUUGCUGAAAGAAUCGCCUCCGAAGCUGUAUUAGAAACGCCUUUCCACUUAGCUCCCACUAAUGGCCUUUUCGCGCUAGUGUAGUGGGCCGAGUGGAAACAGCCUGUAAUGUUUGCAUUGUAACCGCUGUUCGGACACGCGAUCUCACAAACUAAAGGCAACGAAGCUGCAUAGGUUCAGCAGUAGUCUAGGCGUCAACUUUAAUCGCGUUGGAGUCCCGCUGACGAAGCGCGCUAUUUCUCGCAAGUGGUGCCGGCUGCCCCUAGUGUGCUGUGCACUAGCACAACUGGAGCCCUCCCUGCUGCACAGCUAGCCUUGGUGGGAAGGGGGUACGGGCGUAGGGGCAGAUGGCGCUGGUAGGCCUCCUAUAACUGGAUUGGGCACGCCAGGCCCGGCAAUUGGAUGCCCACGGAAGGAUGCGAGGAUGUCAACAAGGCCAGGACCAUCAACAGAUGCCGACCGAUACCCUGGCCCACAAAGAUCCAACAGGCGUUCCCGCCCCAAGGCCCCCUGCUACCCCAGAGCCCAGAGGCCCGCCGUGGCGGUUGGCGCCCUCAGCGAACCAAGCACAGUGGAAUUAGGAAGACACGAGCACCAACACAUGCGUAAUCAGAGAAGUGGAAAGGGAAAGCUGGGGAAAGGGCUGUUUGGUCUGAUGUCCCCAGGGAUGUCAGAUCCCUCCCCUAGCAGCACCGGUACUCUUAUGGUCAAUCGCACUGAUGAACUUGACUUUCACCGCAUGCGUAAGCCUUUCUCGCGCGGGUAGCAAGGUAAACCAACGCGGACCGAUGUGCGUUCCGCUCCGCAACGCCAGGAUGGCGCAACGGCAUUCGGUGGUGCACCUCGUUUCUGUACACACCUUUCUGUA
Molecule: messenger RNA, 1227 nt
Organism: Chlamydomonas reinhardtii
Lineage: Eukaryota; Viridiplantae; Chlorophyta; Chlorophyceae; Chlamydomonadales; Chlamydomonadaceae
Exons: 2
Coding region: 762-968 (68 amino acids)
Source: RefSeq, a predicted model, not a curated record